Molecule: messenger RNA, 387 nt
Organism: Hippocampus comes (tiger tail seahorse)
Lineage: Eukaryota; Metazoa; Chordata; Actinopteri; Syngnathiformes; Syngnathidae
Product: RNA pseudouridylate synthase domain-containing protein 1-like
Exons: 2
Coding region: 50-370 (106 amino acids)
Biological process (GO): enzyme-directed rRNA pseudouridine synthesis
Molecular function (GO): pseudouridine synthase activity; RNA binding
Source: RefSeq, a predicted model, not a curated record
GUUAUUCUAACAAAGAGAUGUGUUUGCAAGGUGUGUUCUGUGACACCCAAUGGAGCCGGCCAGUGUGGAGAGACUUCGUGUGCUCUUUCAGAGUGAUGAUUACAUCGUGGUGGACAAGCACUGGGACAUCCGCAUUGAUAGUAAGAUGUGGUAUGAAAAAAACACGGUGCAGGCCCAACUUCGCCACCGCUUCCCUCAUCUAGCAGACCCCAACACCUACUAUGGAUUCAGGUUCUGUCACCAGUUGGAUUUCUCAACCAGCGGUGCCUUAUGUGUGGCACUCAAUAAGGCUGCAGCUGGCCUGGCAUAUCGCUGUUUCAAGGAGCGCACUGUCACCAAAGCCUACCUCGCUCUUGUAUGUACGCAAUAAAAUACACUUUAACAUCA